This is a messenger RNA of Aspergillus candidus, 774 nucleotides long. Its product is annotated as gamma-glutamylcyclotransferase family protein. The record is from RefSeq and is a predicted model, not a curated record. The coding region runs from base 1 to 774 and encodes 257 amino acids. Gene Ontology annotation, molecular function: gamma-glutamylcyclotransferase activity. The transcript has a single exon. NCBI's taxonomy places the organism in Eukaryota, Fungi, Ascomycota, Eurotiomycetes, Eurotiales, Aspergillaceae.
AUGCAUCUCAAAGAAACCGAGUCCUCCCCAGGCAGCAUCCCAGCGCCCGAAGACCUUCAAUCCUCCAACCUAAACAUAACCCUCACCCACAAACCCACCACCACCCCAUCCUCCCCACCGUCCUCCCCCCCACAACAAAAAGAGAAGCAACGCCCCCUCUACUUCGCCUACGGCUCCAACCUCUCCCCCACCCAAAUGCGCCACCGCUGCACCCAAAACCCCACCCGCAGCAGCCACCCCGUCGCAAUAGCCUCCCUCCCGCACUGGCGCUGGCUGAUCUGCGAAAGCGGGUACGCGAACGUCAUCCCGCCGUCUUCCCUGCGCGUCGGGAAACAGAUCUCCGAGGGGGAGAAGGUCCCCGUGUCCGGUGAAGAAGACGCCGUGUUCGGCGUGCUGUAUGAUAUGGAUGUUAGGGAUGAGAGGUUGCUGGAUGGGUACGAGGGGGUGGAUCGCUGUGCGCCUGUGUCGAGGGAGGGGGGGAGGGUUCCGUUGGAUGUGAGGCCUAGGGAGCAGGGACGGGGGGAUUACAAUAAGUGGGUUGUGGGGGCUAGGGUUGUGAGGUGGUUUGAUGGGGAUGGGGAUGCGGAUGCGGAUAAGGGGGGAGAGGAUGAGGUGAUGACGUUGGUGUAUGUUGAUGAGGAGAGGGUCAGGUGUGGGCCGCCUUAUAAGGAGUAUAUUGCGCGCAUGAACAGGGCUAUCUCUGAGGCGGAGACGUUGGGGUUUCCGGCGAAGUGGGCGGAGGAGGUUAUGAGGCCUUAUAUUCCGAGGGAGUAG